AUGGCAGGCAACUUCUUCGCAGAGUGGCUGUGGCGCCGACCAGCAGCUUUACUCGGCUUCCAGAAACGCUACAACUGGCCAUUGUUCUUCAUCUUCGCCGGCGCACUUGUUGGCUUCUCACUAGCAAGACUCCAAUACCUCAGUCCAAGCAUAUACGCGACAAGUUCCUCUCCGGGCGAAUGGUACUGGCAGCGAGCCGGACAUUACCGGGUUGGCCUGUAUCUACACCUUGGCGCAAUCCUGCCAGCUGGCCUUCUGCUUAUCUGGCAAUUCGUGCCGGCAAUCCGACAUCGCGCCAUCAUCUUCCACCGUAUCAACGGCUACCUCGUGAUCACCCUCAUCAUGAUCAGCCACGUCGGCGCCCUGAUGAUGGUCCGACGUAGCUUCGGUGGCAACCUCGGUUUUCAGAGCACCAUGGGUCUCGCCGUGAUCUUGACCACCACCGCCAUCGUCCUGGCAGUGUAUAACAUCAAGAAACUCCAGAUCGACCAGCACAGAGCUUGGAUGCUGCGUGCUAUGGUGUACAUUGCUUUCAUGUUAGUCAUCUCCCUCUUUCCCAAUCCUAUUUGUCCCCCAAAGCUAACCACGCGCCUCCCCAGCAUCACCUUCCGCAUAAUCAUGAUCAUCAGCGCCGUCAUCAUCUCGGCCAUCGGCUCCUACAACACCACCAUGCUCUGCGGCGAAGUCGCCUUCAUCAACCGCGACGGUGCCAACAGCACAUACAUGGCCCUCCAAUAUCCCAGCUGCACCAACUCGGACGCCUCUCAGCCAGUCAUUGUCCACGCCAACCUCUCCGGCCCGUCGGGCGAAAACGCUGGCGCGAGUCUGCGCAUGUCAUCGGGUUUGGCGGCAUUUCUCGCGCUGGCGCUGCAUGUCAUUGGGGUGGAGAUCUACCUUAGGCUCACGCCCAGGGAGGGUGAGAGGUUGAGACAAGUGUCGGCGACGAGGCAGAUGGAGGCAGGCUACAAGCAGCCAGGGAGUGCGGGACUGGUGGUGCAGAGAUUUGGUGAUGCUGAGCCGUGGAUCAUGAGGGGGAAGGAGGUGAGCGCUGAUGAGGCAGCGGCGAUGAAGGCGAGGAAUGCGAGCGCGAACGGGGAUCUCAGUGCAUAG
This is a messenger RNA of Cyphellophora attinorum, 1110 nucleotides long. RefSeq lists its product as uncharacterized. The record is from RefSeq and is a predicted model, not a curated record. Lineage: Eukaryota; Fungi; Ascomycota; Eurotiomycetes; Chaetothyriales; Cyphellophoraceae. Bases 1 to 1110 code for a protein of 369 amino acids. The transcript has a single exon.